CCGAUGGCUGAAAAUAUCUAAAGGUAGGCUAGGGAAAUAUGGAUAUUGUGUCCUCACUAAUUAACAAACGUAGUGGAAGACUCAUGCAUAUCAAGGGAAUGCUAAGUGAAAAUGACUGCAUUUGGAUGGAAGCGAAAAGCUGGGGAUAAGGUUGUUAGAGAAGCUUCAGCAGCCUUUGAAAGUGAUGCCAAAGAAGAAGAAAACCCUGAAGACCUGGGUGUGGAUUGGCUGACAUUGGUUCCACCAAAGAAAAUCAUUUGUUUAGAAGAUGCCAUUGCAAAGAGCAACAGGUUGAAGCAAGAAGGAACAGUCUUAGCAGAUUCUGAGAGGUACUGGGAAGCAUUAAGAAAAUGGGAUGAAGCCAUUAAACUGAAUUCAACGGACGAAACAUUGUAUGAAAUGAAAUCACAGGUGUUGUUGAUUCUGUGUGAAGUAUACCCAGCAGUACAUAUGGGGGAAAGGGCUGUUGAUCUAAAGCCCACAUGGUGGGUGGCUCAUCAGACCCUAGGUAGAGCCCGCUUGGGCUUGGGAGAGGUCAAAAUGGCUUUAAAAAGUUUCUCCCGUGCAGUCCAUCUAAAUCCAGCAAACCGUGAACUUUGGAAGGAUGACUUAUGGUGGGCAGCAGAGUUAUGGAAGAAGCAUACAGACUCUGUGAAAACCUUAGAGUCACAGAAAGAACAAGAAUCUAGUGUUGUAAUAAAAGAAUAUUCUGAGGAUGAACAGAAUGAAAAUGAGGAAAAUAUUAGUAGUAAAAAGACUGUGAAUUCACAUCAGAAAAUGUUCACUCACACAGCAACAUCAAAACUGAAAACAAAGACUUCAAAUGAACAGUCUGACACGAAGCCCACAGAAUUGCCAAACAAUUAUGUACAUAUGAGAGAUACUUGAACAUUUAAAUUACAUAAUUUUUUUUUUAAUUUUAAAAAACGGUCCCAUUUAUACUGAAUCAGAAUACAAAAGCUUAAAAAUCAGUGAUUGUAUACAUUAUAAUGAUACAUCUCCUAACAGAUGAUGGUAUACAGUAUGAUGCAUCUCCUAACAGAUGAUGGUAUACAGUAUAAUGAUACAUCUAACAGAUGAUGGUUUACAGUAUAAUGAUACAUCUCCUAACAGACGAUGGUAUACAGUAUAAUGAUACAUCUAACAGAUGAUGGUUAACAGUAUAAUGAUACAUCUCCUAACAGAUGAUGGUAUACAGUAUAAUGAUACAUCUAACAGAUGAUGGUUUACAGUAUAAUGAUACAUCUCCUAACAGAUGAUGGUAUACAGUAUAAUGAUACAUCUAACAGAUGAUGGUUUACAGUAUAAUGAUACAUCUAACAGAUGAUGGUAUACAGUAUAAUGAUACAUCU
Pecten maximus is the source of this 1352-nucleotide messenger RNA. Its product is annotated as tetratricopeptide repeat protein 33-like. The transcript has 5 exons. Bases 112 to 888 code for a protein of 258 amino acids. Gene Ontology annotation, molecular function: protein binding. The record is from RefSeq and is a predicted model, not a curated record. Lineage: Eukaryota; Metazoa; Mollusca; Bivalvia; Pectinida; Pectinidae.